AUGAAACAAAUCUACAGAGUGUCAUUUGAAAGGAACCGUGAUCAGGUGAAGGAGCUGAGAUAUCGCUAUGUACAGAGAAUCAUGGAGCUGGAGUCCAGUUCUGAGCCUCCUACAUUCAUUUAUGUGGAUGAAGCUGACUUCGAUCUCGCCGAGACCAGGAGGCAUAUAGCAUCUCUAUCAGUUGCCCCCGCCAUGUUGGACCAGGUAGAGGCCUUGGAUCUCUCGUAAUUGUCCAUUGAACAGCAGGUCCAGGUGAGGUCCCUCCUUAGAUGGUAUAUUUCGGUCUUUUCAGCUCAGGAUGGGGAGGUGGGCUGUACCAACUUGCUGGCCCAUGAUAUUCCCCUCUUGGAUGAUGUACCCGUUAGGCAACACUAUAGGCAUAUACCCCCCUCUGAGUACGAGGUGGUAAAAGAACAUAUUAAUCAAUUGUUGGAGACACAGGUGAUCCGCGAGAGCUGCAGUCCCUAUGCUUCCCCCAUUGUUCUUGUUAAAAAGGACGGUAGCCUGCGCAUGUGCGUAGACUACCGCCAGCUAAAUAGCAAGACGAGGAAGGAUGCAUUUCCUCUGCCACUGAUUGAGGAAUCCCUGGAUGCACUGACUGGUGCUUGUUGGUUCUCGACUCUGGACUUAGCGAGUGGUUACAACAAGGUCCCAGUCGCUGAAGAAGAGAGACCCAAGACGGCAUUCUGUACCCCCUUUGGGCUAUUUGAGUGGAACCAGAUGCCCUUUGGGCUUUGUAAUGCCCCAGACACCUUCCAGCGACUGAUGCAAAGGAUAUUUGGUGACCAGCAAUGUCAGUCGCUGUUAUUGUAUUUGGAAGAUAUUGUAGUCUUCUCAUCCACGGUGGAGCAACAUCUGCAGAGGUUGGAGGUGGUGUUGGGGCGGCUUCAACAAGAGGGUUUGAAGGUGAAGCUCUCCAAAUGUUCAUUCUUCCAACAGAAGGUGCAGUACCUGGGACAUGUCAUCUCGGACAAGGGCAUCUCUACUGAUCCUAGUAAGAUCGAGGUGGUAACUAACUGGCAGCGUCCUACUACUGUCACGGAGCUGAGGUCCUUUUUGGGCUUCGCUAGUUACUAUCGUCGGUUUGUGGAGGAGUUUGCCAAGUUGGAAGCCCCUUUGCACCGGUUGGUGGCAGAGCUGGGAGGCAAGAAGCUUAAGGGGGCUAUGCAGGGUGUGAUUGGCAACUGGACCGACGAGUGCCAUGGGAGUUUUGAGGAGCUGAAGCUCAAGCUUACUACAUCACCGGUGCUUGCCUACGCUGAUUUUUCUUUACCAUUUAUCCUGGAGGUGGAUGCAAGCCAUGCUGGCUUGGGGGCAGUGCUAUCCCAGGAGCAAGGAGGCCAGGUGAGGCCAAUUGCCUAUGCUAGCCAAGGUUUGAGACCAUCAGAGCGCAAUAUGUCCAAUUACAGCUCUAUGAAAUUAGAAUUUCUGGCACUUAAGCGGGUGAUGACAGAGAAAUUCAGGGAGUACCUGGUAGGCUAUAAGUGUAUUGUUUACACUGAUAACAACCCACUCAGUCAAUUGUCAUCUGCUAAGUUGGGUGCUACUGAGCAUCGGUGGGCAGUGCAACUUGCAUCCUUCGAUUUUGACAUCAAGUAUCGGUCAGGGAGAAGCAAUAAGAAUGCGGAUGCAUUGUCUCGCCAAUACCCACUAGGCCGACUAGAAGUGGACGCAAUGGUUCCUGGCAGUUCACUCCCUGAUUUCUUGCAGCAAGCCUUGCCAUGUGGGAAGGCUGAGGUAACCCAAGCUGCUGUUGCAGUUUUUCCUUGCUCUACCCCUGAUUUGUGUGUUCUCCAGCAGGCUGACCCAGUUAUUCAGGAAAUCUUGCCAUUUUGGACUUGCAACAAACAUCCUGAUGUAGAGGAACGGAAACGACUCUCAAGGCCAGCAUUGGCUUUGCUCCGACAAUGGGAUCGCCUGGUCAAAAAGAACGGGCUCCUGUACCAUCAGGUUUUCCGCCCUGAUGGUGCUGAAGCUACAUUUCAGUUGGUGUUGCCCGGUACCUUAAAGAACAAGGUGUUGACUCAGGUAUAUGAAGACCAUGGCCACGAGGGCGUGGAAAGAACAUUGGAGUUGUUGUGCCAGCGGUGCUAUUGGCCAGGUAUGUCCUCCGAUGUAGCCCAGUGGUGUCAGCAGUGUGAGAGGUGCCAAAUGGCUAAGGAUACACAUCCAGCAGCUCGUACUUUUAUGGGGCAUUUGUUGGCUUCUCAGCCCAAUGAGGUUUUAGCAGUGGACUAUACCGUGUUGGAACCUGCCCAGAAUGGACUUGAAAAUGUUUUGGUCAUGACUGAUGUCUUUAGCAAGUACACUCUGGCUGUCCCCACUCGUGAUCAACGCGCCUCCACUGUGGCCCAAGUUCUAGUGGCUGAAUGGUUUUCAAAGUUUGGUGUUCCUGCUCGGAUACAUUCAGACCAAGGCCGUAACUUUGAGAGCUCCCUCAUCCAGCAGCUUUGUGGUCUCUAUGGGAUCGAGAAAUCUCAUACCACUCCAUACCAUCCAGCGGGCAAUGGCCAGUGUGAACGCUUCAAUAGGACUCUCCACAACUUGUUGCGUACUCUGCCUGUGUCCCGGAAGAGAGAUUGGGAUUCCUGUCUGCCACAGGUGCUUUAUUGUUAUAACACUACUCCCCAUCAGGCGACUGGGGAAUCCCCUUUUCUCAUGUUCGGUCAGGAGCCUAGACUGCCAGUGGAUUUCCUUCUAGGUAGAGUGGCGGAACCUGUGAGUGGAUAUGUCCAUGAGUGGAUUGAAGAACAUCAGACUCGACUACAGUUGGCCUUUGAAGGGGCAAGGGGAAGGUUUAAGAUGGCAGCUGAGCGUUGGAAGAAGAACCAUGACCAGCAUGUUCGAGACCGCCCACUAAGUGAAGGCCAUUUAGUACUCCUCUGUGAUUACAGUACCAGAGGGCGUCAUAAAAUUCAAGAUUGGUGGAGUUCUGUGAUGUAUCGAGUUCUAAAAGCACCUAAAGCUGGUGGAGCAGUUUAUGCCAUCGCACCUGUGGAUGAUCAGACCCAGGUCAGGCACGUCCAUCGAACCUUGUUGAAGGCCAUAGUAAAUGUCUCCGGUGUCUGCCCUAGUAACCCUUUGCCUAUGGAGUCAACUUUUGCAUCAGAUGAAUCCUCGGGUGAUGAGGACCUGGUGGUGUUGAGGCAGGAAGGCCCUGGGGAGCUUGCGGCGCUCCUAAGGCAGCUGGGCCGCCUGGUCACGGUCACGCUCCUCCAGCUCGAAGCACUCCUGAGCCAGCCAGGCCUUCCAGCUGCAACACGCCUCCUUGCGGUCAUACAGCUCAGCCUCUGCCUCCUGCUCCUCCAGGUCAUGCUCACGCUUUCAGCAGGCAAUCUUCUCAUGCACCCCUUCCACCAGCACAUCCUGCAGUCCUCCUCCUACAGCUUGCAGCGCUUCUCGCACCAGCAGAUGAGUUUCCUGUUGCAGUUCCAGUGGUCACGAGCAGUCUGCUCCCUGGAACCACCACCUCUCCCGGUUUGCCACUUCACCACUAUCUGCACAUCCCUUGCUAUCCGGGCGAGGGAUACCCUCGAGGAGCUCUCCCUGCCCGGAGACACGCACCUCGCAGACAAGGUGCGUGAGGACCUGCGCCAGCUGAGACGUGGGGUUGCAGAAGCGAACAUGAGGCAAGUAGCCACCGACUGCGGCAUGCCUUUCGGUCUCCUGUCCCCGCUUCCUGAGGUGCCCCCGACUCUACAACCCGCGGCAGCAAGCAGGAAGAAAAAACGGAGGAGCCGGAAAAAGGAAGAUGCUACAGAGGUUUUCCUGGGGGCUAUUUCGCUCUCCACGUCCUGCUCUGCUGCAUGUCGGGAGGACCCGCUCCCGACUCUCAACCCGGCGGAGAUCACCGUCACCCCAGCCUCACAGCAACCGCCCGCCGCUUCGCUGCCCUCACCAGCAGCGCGCCCCUUCUCCGGGACUCGCCUGGCCCUUAAAGGGGCCAGGUCCAUUUGGGACGCUAUACCGCGGGUUCCGCGAUUUCGGAGGCGGGUGACGCCUCCCAUGGUUCCUGUGCCUACAGCUGCUUCCCCAGUGACUCCUGUACCUGCAGCUCCGCCUGCCGUGGCACCCCCUGCUGGCCGCGCGCCCGAAGUGCCAGCCGAGGUGCCCUCUGCUGGUCGCGCGCCCGAGGUCCCCGUGCCAUCCCCUGCUGGCCCGGAGUCGGCUGCUGCUGCACCGCCCGGCCUGACUCCGGAUCUCCCCAUGACUCCGGAUCUCCCCGUGACUCCAGUGCCUGAGAUCCCAGCUCAGCCCCCCGUGGCCCCUGCUGCGGCGCCCCCUGCUGGCCCAGAGUUGGCAGCCCCUGCUGCGGCACCCCCUGCUGCUGCGCCGUGCAAGGCCUCUGCUGCUGUGCUGCCUGAGGCCCUGGCCAGCCAGACUACUGCUCCUCUCUCCAUAGUGGAGAUAGAGGAGGACCUAGAAACAGCAAGUCCCGGCCUGGUCCCCGCCUUUCAGUCUCCCGAAAAGGGAGGGGACACCGGCGCCGUGGUCGGGUCCCACCCGCCCUGCCCCCUGGCUCGCCUUUGGUCCCCCUGGUUGUGGCUCGGCGGUCGCCUCCGGUUCCGCCUUCGGUGCCCCGUCGGCUGGCUGCGGUCCCGCCUCCGGCGCUUCGUCGGUCGCCUGCGGGUCCCCCAUCUCCGGGAGUACAGUAGCUCUGCUGCAGCUGACCACAAGAAGGCUGCAUUCAUCAUGAAGGGGAUGAGGGAAAGCCCUUGGGAGCCUCAUCCCUGGAAGAGUCAAAACCGCCAGAGAGCCAAUGGAAUCAGGCCUGUUGGGGACUGGAACUGA
Paramormyrops kingsleyae is the source of this 4791-nucleotide messenger RNA. Lineage: Eukaryota; Metazoa; Chordata; Actinopteri; Osteoglossiformes; Mormyridae. The record is from RefSeq and is a predicted model, not a curated record.